CUAGAACACUGAAGUGAGAGGACUCUCCCGUCUUACUCCGCCCGGCUCUCGGCCAGGCCCUGGAGACAUCCCGGUUGCGGAGCUGCUCCCGUCGCUGCAGCCGGAGCUUGCUCGAGGAGCACGGCUGGAAUGGAGAGUUUGAGCGUGGGGGACUGCGGAGCUGACCCCUCAGUCACCUCAAGUGAGCGCCUAGUCCCGGACCGGCCGUGUGACCUCCGGCAAGAAGAUGUCACUCUGGGAUCAGAAAGUGUAAGAGAAGAUGAGAAAUCAACAGUGAUAAAAAGCAGCAGUGAGUGUAGUCCCCUGCUCCGAGAACCCCUUGCUUCUGCUCAGUUUAGUGGUACUGCAGUGACGGAAUGCCCUAACUCUGUCCCCUGUGGUUGGGAAAGAGUUGUGAAGCAAAGGUUAUCUGGGAAAACAGCAGGAAGAUUCGAUGUACAUUUUAUCAGCCCUGAAGGACUGAAGUUCAGAUCCAAAAGAUCACUUGUUAACUAUCUUCACAAAAAUGGAGAAACUUCUCUUAAGCCAGAAGAUUUCGAUUUUACCGUACUUUCUAAAAGGGACAUCAAAUCAAAAUGUAAAGAUUGUAGCGUAACAGCUCUCACAUCCCAAGUGCAAAAGGAAAGUAACAAUUCAAACCGGAACCUCAGGACACGACGGGGGCCACACGGUCGUUCAGAAUUGCCAGAUAGCAGAGGACUGUCUAAUCUUACUUCCAAUCAUUUGUCUUUGAAAGAAGAUGAUGCGGUUAAUGAUGUUAACUCCAGAAAGGUUAGAAAAUCAAAAGGAAAGGUAACUAUUUUGAAAGGAAUUCAAAUUAAGAAAAUUAAAACAGGGCGUUGGAAGAGUCUUUCAGAUUCUGUUCAAAGUAAUAGAAAAAGAGAAUCUGUGUACAAUGAAGCAGAUGUUGAAGGUGAGCCUGUUUCCCAAGAGAGUCAGCUUGAUAGAACUCACUGCACUUCCGAUGUCAAAGCAAGUGAUGAGACCCUCAUUGUGACAAAUGAAGAAAAGAGGCUUGUAAAGGAGAAAUCAUUGCAACCUGAAUCAGAUUUUGAUUUUGAAAAAAUAACCUCUAGCAGCAUAAACAAAUUAUGUCUGACCAAAGAAGCAGAACACAGCAAGAAAUGUGAGACUACCUUUUUAGACUCUGAGGAAAUCAGAACCGAAGUAGAAGUUGGAGAGAGGAAGAAACAUUUGCAUGUUGACAUUUUAGAAUGUGACUCUGGGAUGGACAACAGCAGCUCACCAGCCGAGAAAAACUUUACUUCUGUGAAAAAAUUUCAAGAAGACACACCUGUUCCACGAACACAAGUAGAAAAAAGGAAAACAAGCCUGUAUUUUUCCAGCAAAUAUAACAAAGAAGCUCUUAGCCCCCCAAGACGAAAAGCCUUUAAGAAGUGGACACCUCCUCGGUCACCUUUUAAUCUCGUUCAGGAAACACUUUUUCAUGAUCCGUGGAAACUCCUCAUAGCGACUAUAUUUCUCAAUCGAACCUCAGGCAAAAUGGCAAUACCUGUGCUUUGGAAGUUUCUGGAGAAGUACCCUUCAGCCGAGGUGGCAAGAACAGCAGACUGGAGAGAUGUGUCAGAACUACUUAAACCUCUUGGUCUCUACGAUCUUCGAGCAAAGACCAUUGUCAAGUUCUCAGAUGAAUAUCUGACAAAGCAGUGGAAGUAUCCCAUUGAGCUUCAUGGAAUUGGUAAAUAUGGCAACGACUCUUACCGAAUUUUUUGCAUCGAUGAAUGGAAGCAGGUACACCCUGAAGACCAUAAGUUAAAUAAGUAUCAUGACUGGCUUUGGGAAAAUCAUGAAAAAUUAAGUCUGUUUUAAAACUCUUCCAAGUUUGCAAACUUAUAUGCAUUGCUUUUUAACCUGGAUUCUGAAGAGCUCCACUAAAGCCCUGCCAGCUACCUCCCCCAGCAGAGAUUUUAGUCAGCCCAGUGGAAGUCAGCUUGUGUCCGCUUAGUGUGUGUGCCACCUGUGGGUCUUUUGUUACUGAAUGGGCCAGACCUUGUCUGGGGAAUUUUUUUUUUUUUUUUUUAAUAAAUUAUUAUUUGACAAUAAUCCUAAAAAUAUAACUUUUCCAGUAUUGGAAUGUGAUGUGAAGGUGGAAAAACUUUCCUAAGCUAUCAAUAAUACAAAGCAAAUUUCUAUCAACCCUGCUAGAGGAAAGAUUCAGCUUUCUGUUCUCUUUCUAUAGAAAUUGGUACUACACAAUUGAUACAUGAAGAAGCAAUCAGAGUUUGCAGCCGAACAUGUAAGAGAAAAAGUAUUAUGGGAUGUAUUAGGCAGUUAAUUAAUAAAAAUAUUUUAAAAAGAAACUCAUUGGGGGAGAGCAAUUAGGAGUGUAUAACAAGGCAUAUAUAAAUUUUUGUAUGAGAGACUGACUUGAUUUGUAAACUUCCACUUAAAGAACAAUAAAAAUUAAUUAAAAAAAAAAAAA
Messenger RNA from Loxodonta africana (African savanna elephant), 2443 nucleotides. It is a transcript of the gene MBD4, whose product is annotated as methyl-CpG binding domain 4, DNA glycosylase. Gene Ontology annotation, biological process: DNA repair. Gene Ontology annotation, cellular component: nucleus. NCBI's taxonomy places the organism in Eukaryota, Metazoa, Chordata, Mammalia, Proboscidea, Elephantidae. The record is from RefSeq and is a predicted model, not a curated record. Gene Ontology annotation, molecular function: DNA binding; pyrimidine-specific mismatch base pair DNA N-glycosylase activity. Bases 130 to 1830 code for a protein of 566 amino acids. The transcript has 8 exons.